CCACCCUCAUUACCUACGAGACAUUCAAGUCCCACGAGCUUCUUCUCUGUGUUCUCUUUCUUCUAUCUCAAACAUAACAAGGAGAAGACUGUAUUUCUUUUUCAUGCAGAUUGCAUCUUCCUAUCUGUCGGAUACAGCUUCACAUCCUCAAUGGCACCUUGUUAGCAUCCUUCCUCUCUAAGCAGCUCGGGCACACUCUCUACACCAUCUUGCCCUAGACACAGGCAUUCGACAGCGACCAUGAAAUGCUCCAACCCUUUUGCAUUCGCUCCCAUGUCGGUGACAUUAACUACCACGGUCGUCUAUCUCGCCAUCCUCAUUCCUCUUCUCGUCAUCCACGAAACAGUCCCACCUGCUCCUACCAACCCAACUGUGUACCGCGGCCUCAAUUUGACUGAAGCAUGGCUGGACUUGGACGAGUUGAGCAAUGGAUACCAUCCCUUCAACAGUCGGAGGAACGAUGAUGUCAGGAAUUGGCUGCUGCGAAGGAUAGAAAGCAUACUACACAGUAAUGGAGUGUCCUUCCUAUCAGACGACUCUGCCAAUACCCAAUCCUGGGAUGCAUCACCCUCAAAGCUCCCUCUUGAAGCUGCAAACCUAGACGAAUUGGAUCUCGGCUCUACUGAUGCCAAACCGGCUUCAACUUCCCACCAAGACCUUCGAACGCGAACCACAGAUCACGCUGCUGUCGUAUUCAGUGAUCUGCUAUCGAAUUAUACAAGCACAGCCCUCACGAGCAUCGGCGUGAGCGGACGUCGAGCUGGAAUCAGUACCUACUUCGAAGGAAGUAACAUAAUUGUAUACAUACGAGGGACUGAGGAUGAAGAAGGCGACUGGUGGAAACCAGUGCCUCCUUUCACACCACGAACAUUUGGAAAGGGUGGAAUCAUGGUCAACGCCCAUUUCGACAGUGUAUCAACUGGAUAUGGAGCUACAGAUGAUGGCAUGGGGGUGGUAACGGCUUUGCAGCUGAUCAAAUACUUUACCACUGAGGGAAACACACCUAAAAGAGGAGUCGUGGUACUCUUAAACAAUGGGGAGGAAGAUGGCCUCUAUGGCGCCAAGGCAUUUCUUUCCCACCCCAUGGCGGCUUUUGUUCAUGCAUUCUUGAACCUCGAAGGAGCCGGAGCCGGAGGUAGAGCUACACUUUUCCGAAGCACUGACACUGAGGUGACGCGCGCAUACGGAAAGGCCAAACAUCCUUUUGGUACUGUCGUAAGUGCAGACGGAUUUGCUUUGGGCUUCGUAAGAAGCGAAACAGACUAUGUUGUCUUCCGGGCUGAAGGAUACCGCGGGCUAGAUGUCGCCUUCUGGGAACCAAGAGCAAGAUAUCACACAAAUGAGGACGAUGCUAAGCAUGCUUCAAAAGCUUCAUUGUGGCAUAUGCUUUCGGCUUCUGUCGAGACCAUGAAAUAUCUGACUGCAGAUACAAAGGACUUCAUUGGCCCAAGAGGAGACAAUGCGACAGGAAAGGUUAAAAAUGGUUCAGGCUCUGAUGGUGUCUGGUUUGACCUCUUUGGAAGUGCCAUGGCCAUCUUCCGCUUGAGAACGCUCUUCGCCUGGUCUCUCGCACUUCUCAUUUCGUCUCCACUCAUCUUAGGCAUCAUUUCGUACCUGUUGGUUCGAUCAGACAAGUACUACCUCUUUGCUGGAGCUGUGAAGCCAGAAGGGCAAGACAGUGAUGCAGCUAUUUCACUGAAAGGUUGGAGAGGUGCCUUCAGAUUCCCUAUUGUGUUCAUUGUUUCCGCGGCCAUCACAUUCGGAGCUGCCUUUCUACUUAGAAAGGUCAAUCCAUUGAUUGUGUACUCGUCGCAAUACAGCGUCUGGACGAUGUCGAUCAGUCUCUUCUUCUGUGUGUUCUGGUUCCUCAUGGCUGGAUGUAACUUCGUUCGGCCAUCAGCUCUGCAUAGAGUCUACGCCUUGACUUGGAUGUUCAUACUUGGCUGGGGACUUUUGGUCGCUGCUACUGUAUUCGAAGACAGGUACAAAAUCAGCGGUGGUUAUAUGUUCGUCAUCUACGAGUCCGCUAUUUUCUUAGCGACUCUGAUCGGUUUGUGCGAGCUGUUUGCUUUGCCCAAAAAGAUGUCUAUUGUUGAGGACGCCCAUGAAGAAAACGAGACUCGAGAAGCGUUUUCCGCUAUCCCGAAUGUCGAAGCCCUCGCCCCAGCAAAUGAUGGUGGCGAUGAUGAGGCUGAAGCAAGUGAAACAACACCUCUUGUUGGUGGCAAUGGUCACCGGACUGUGUUAGGAAACACAUUUUCAAGAGGGUACAGAAGAUCCAUCACGGACCAGACAGAUGGUGCUACCGAUGACGGUCACAGCAAGCACCAUGCAUUUGGGGAGGAGCAAAGAUGGUCAGCGAAGUUGCCUACUUGGACAUGGCUAUUGCAAUUCCUCAUUCUUUGCCCAUUUAUUCUGGUAAUUAUUGGUCAAGUUGGCCUCUUGCUAGUAUCUGCUUUGGCGCAGACCGGACCUGAUGGGAGCCCUCUGCUGCUUCCCUACCUCGUGGUUGCUCUAUUCACGGUUCUGAUUAUUUUGCCAAUCACGCCUUUCAUGCACCGAAUUACAGCACCCGUCCCGACUUUCCUGUUCCUCGUCUUCAUCGCCACUUUGAUCUACAACCUCGUCGCGUUUCCUUUUUCGGCUAACAAUCGAUACAAAGCAUAUUUCCAACAGACUGUAGAUCUAGACAGUGGCAUUAACCAUGUCACUCUGGCUGGUCUCGAGCAUUACAUUCGAGAUAUUAUCUCUAACAUUCCCUCUGCAGCUGGUCAAUCUAUCGACUGUGCUCCAAGGCCACAAAUCCGUGCUGGCGUGUCAUUCUGCACUUAUGAAGGCCUGGCUCCUCAAGUUGUAGACAAUGUCGUCGAAGGCGUUCCUCCGGAGAAGGGAUACCAGGACUGGUUACACUACAACGUGACUCGAGCUCCAGGCUUGAACAAAGCAACCUUCCACAUUUCAGGCCAGGAGACCAAAGCCUGUAUCAUCCGUUUCGAUGAGCCCUUCACAGGAUUCCACGUCCGCGGCGCAGCCCCAAGCAACGGCCGCUGGUCAGACGUACCCGAAAGUGGUAGCGACCAAAUCAAGCUCUGGCACAGAGACUGGAAUCGCGAAUGGGUUGUCGAUGUCGAAUGGCCUGUCAGCGAUAGCAAGAAAGAAGGCGAAGAAGGACGGAGGGGCAGAGUAGUUUGUCUAUGGGCUGAUCAAAAUAAGCUCGGUACGAUCCCGGCUCUAGAUGAGGCGCUGAGGUUCUCGCCAGCGUGGACAGUGAUUACUAAGAUGAUGGAUGGAUUGGUAGAGGGAAGCAAAGCUUUUGUGGUUUAAUUGUUUAUUGCAUCGUGGUUUUGGAGUUCUGGUUUGGGCAUGGCUUGAGGAAUAGGGCAACAGAGCCGAAGAUUGACGAGAAAUGGAGUAAUGGUAAUGAUGUGUACGCAUAGAAUGAGCAUUGCAAAGGCUGCAUAAGGUCUUCCAAAAAUGGGUACCCGCUACACUUUCACGUGAUCCUCCACAACCAUCUUCAAAGACCCUUACCAGAGCAGUCCAGAUCCAGAGAUUUGUUAUACCUCUACGAAUUAUUCGUUGAAGGUCAAAAUUCACAGUUCAGGACUCCACAACCCAGACGUUAGCGUGAUCAG
Molecule: messenger RNA, 3635 nt
Organism: Mollisia scopiformis
Lineage: Eukaryota; Fungi; Ascomycota; Leotiomycetes; Helotiales; Mollisiaceae
Product: putative zinc metalloprotease
Exons: 2
Coding region: 241-3324 (1027 amino acids)
Biological process (GO): proteolysis
Molecular function (GO): metalloexopeptidase activity
Source: RefSeq, a predicted model, not a curated record